AUAUAAAUAUUUUACUUUAUCUUUCGUCUUUAAGAUAAAUAUUGUAUAUGCGUUGUAAUUUUUGUGGAAUUUUCAUUUAUGGAUAUCAUUAAUGUAUAAUGGAUGCUUAUACCAAACAAGAUAAAAAACAUUAUGCAGUAGUUAAAUUUCUGUCGGAUGGCACAUUUUCUGAAAUUCCUACUGCCUGGCUUUGUAAAGAAGGUGAGACAGAUCAAUGUUGGUGGCCGCCACGAACAGCAAAUAGCACAAUUUUAAUUACAAAUUGUGCAAGUCCAAAUACCGACAUAUGGAGCAGACAUGAGAUAGAAAUAAUAAAAUAUUGUUCGUCAUUAGAAUCAGCUCGAAAAAGUGCAUCAGAUGCAUAUUAUCACACAACUGAUGACGAACGAUUAGGACGAGGAAAAAGACAAUUGCGCCCAUAUAAUCGAUACGACAGUAGUGAUGAAGAACACGAAGAAACACAAUCUCGAAAAUUUAAUAAAAAACAACGUUAUUCAUGCAAUCGUAGCAAUAAUAGUGACGAAGAAGAAUACGAAGAAACACAAUCUCGAGAAUUAAACAUUAAAGGUACAUCUUGUCAAAGAAAAAGACUUACAGAAAAAAACUGUUCGAGUGCUAUUGCAUCUACUCUACCAUCGUGUCCUGACAACUUUGGUUUAAAUAAUAAUGUACUCUCUACAUUUAAUACACAUAAUGUCUCACAAAAAAGUUGUGGAAGCCGUUUUAAUGAGACUUUGUCAAAGAAAGGAAUGGAAAGUGUUUCAUUGUCUAAACAAAAAGAAAAGGAAGCCGAAGAAGUGGAAAACAUACCCAUAAUAUUUGAUGGAUAUGUACCGUGUAUAGAGGAUAUAAAAGAGAAUGUGAAUAUAAAACAGAAUUUACAACAAAUGGUACACAUGCAAGCAACAGUAAACAUCACGUUACAAGAUAUAAACCAACGUUUAAAAAGAAUAGAAAAAGCUAUUCUUACAAAAUGUGUAUCAAAUUUUGAUGUAAAUGAUAAUAUUAUCACGAAAUUUUUACCUUGUAGCACAGUAGAACGUAUAAAGCAAUUUGAAUCAUUAUUGAAAACUACAGAAGAGGCAGUUACUCAAUUUAGAGAGUAUUUGUUGAAAAUAGGACGAAACAACCCUAAAGAUAAUAUACAACAAAUUUUGAAAAAAAUUUUCACGAAUGAGUGUGCUAUGAAUUGUUCCAUGAAAGGAAUUCGAAACAAUUUCCGAGUUGGUGACUUAAAUAUAAUAAAAAUUGUUAGAAGAGAUUUAACUUUACGUCACGCAAGUCUAACAGAAUCCGAUUUUGAUGGUAUAGUCGCAGAAUGGCUACGUUUUGCGAAACAAAGAAAAGAAAGAGAAGACAAGACUAAGGAACAAGACAAUGAAGAAAAUGAUGUACAACAUAACGUUGAUGAGUAACAUCUAAUACA
Nylanderia fulva is the source of this 1426-nucleotide messenger RNA. Lineage: Eukaryota; Metazoa; Arthropoda; Insecta; Hymenoptera; Formicidae. The record is from RefSeq and is a predicted model, not a curated record.